AUGAUGAUGCACCGCCAAGCCGUCCGCGCCUUCUCCACUCGGGGCGCCGCGCCCCGCGUGUUUCCUCAGUUUUCCAGCUACGGCAGCGACGCCCUCUUCCAAGUGGCACCGCUCGCCGCGGUCUACACGCACACGGGCAAGUACCUCAAGCUCAAGCGCGGGGGCUCGCUCAUGCUGAGCUGGUGCAAGGCGACGCAGCAAGGCUACAACUACCAGGACAAGCUCCUGUUUUCGGUCUCGCCCCGCGAGAUUGGUGCUAUCCUCAACACGCUCGACUCGAAGCAAAAGAUCACGCUCGUGCAUUCGCCCAACAUGAACGACCCGCAGGCGAACGAGGGCUUGCGCAAGUCCUUCUCGAUCGAGUACCAGCCCGAGCACCACAAGACGGUCUUUGCCUUCUCGAGCGACCAAGCGCGCACGGCCGUGGCCCUUGAUGCUGGCGAGACGCGCGUGCUCAAGGAGCUUCUCCAGUAUUCGGUCCCGUACCUCUAUGGCUUCCACGCGGUGCUGGAGGCAGAGCCGACGAUCGAAUACGAAGGUGGCGCGAUGUCUGCAUCGUCGGGCCCGAGCGCCCCCCGUGCCAACCGCGGCCCGCCCACCGCAGGUGAGUGGCCGUUCUAG
Messenger RNA from Saprolegnia diclina VS20, 621 nucleotides. RefSeq lists its product as hypothetical. Lineage: Eukaryota; Oomycota; Saprolegniomycetes; Saprolegniales; Saprolegniaceae. The record is from RefSeq and is a predicted model, not a curated record. Bases 1 to 621 code for a protein of 206 amino acids. The transcript has 9 exons. Gene Ontology annotation, biological process: defense response; regulation of DNA-templated transcription. Gene Ontology annotation, molecular function: single-stranded DNA binding.